This is a messenger RNA of Daucus carota subsp. sativus, 2261 nucleotides long. Its product is annotated as ankyrin repeat-containing protein NPR4-like. Gene Ontology annotation, biological process: regulation of gene expression. Lineage: Eukaryota; Viridiplantae; Streptophyta; Magnoliopsida; Apiales; Apiaceae. Gene Ontology annotation, molecular function: protein binding. The record is from RefSeq and is a predicted model, not a curated record. The transcript is spliced from 2 exons. Gene Ontology annotation, cellular component: nucleus. Bases 992 to 2059 code for a protein of 355 amino acids.
AUCUAUUUCUGUGUGAAACCAUGGACCAAGUCUUACCAAACAUUCAUUUGUCGAAUUCGAAAGUUCAUUAGAGUUAGGUGGAUGCAGCUACUAAACAUGAUAACUGUAGAUAACUCCAAUCAAGGGGAGAUAAACGAUUAUAUAGUAUCAAGCUUGUACUAAUUACCAGAAUUUCCGGGAUGACAGCUUGGGUUCACAAAUGGCAUUGACAUAUACUAAUAUUUGAACAAGUAUUCGUCAACUUAACAGUUAGUUUAACUUAAUAAAGACAGCUUGUAGGUUGUCAGAUAUGUGAAACUGGCAUUUUCUUAUAAUUAUUUUGGGAGUACUACUAGUGAUCAUACAACAGGCUCUUCUUUAUUCUGAUGUCCUACUCGCAACUCCUGGCUGGUGCUUAGUCAAUUAUUAGUAUCAAUAUCAAUAACUAGCACCUUGAUUAGGUACAUGGUUGAAGCUUUUUUGUAUAUCAUUUUAAAAUGAAAAUGCACAAAGUAUCUUAUACUGAUACGAUAGUCCUGAAACGGCUUACAGUUUGAUUCUUCAUUUUAUAGAUAAAAAUACGCCAAAUAUAGAUUUUGGGCAGGAAAUGGAAGGAAAAAGUGUUGUUGAAGUCUACUAGGCUAUUAUAACAAUCAAAUUUUGAACAUAUUUAUCACGAAAAUUCAACAUAUUACAGCUCGAGUUCAAAAUUAACACUGUGAUACAUCAUUUUCUUGUAAAAAAUUAGCAAAUCUGUCAGUAGAUUUUGUCAACUAAUAAGGUUGUUAGAGAUGAUGGUGGCCUUUUUGGACCUCUGUGGUAUUGUUUAUUCGGACUUCCUCCUCUUAAGUACCUGGCCACAUGUAGCAUGUGAAUUCCAGAAUAAAAAUUGCUGCAGUAAGCAGGCCCUUGUUCCAGAAAAAAAUUGCUACGAGUAAUUGUGAUUUGAUCCCAGGUAUAUAUAUACACACAUACAUAUAGCUACGAAUGCUUUUAAAUUUAAUAGAUAAUAAUGGGUACAGAUACUUUGUAUGCUGCUGCUAUUGCCGGAGAUGCUGAUGCCAUAGCUCAACUGGCGACGAAAGCAGAUCGACUGAACUUAAAGGGAGAAACUAUCCUCCACACUGAAUCCAGAAAUGGAAAUGCAGAACAUGUGCGAUUUAUUUUGAGGGAGUUUGCAGACAAAAAUCUUUUGAGCAAGCUUUGUGAGAGUAAAUAUACUGCACUUUCGACUGCAAUUGACCAUGGACGAACUGAAGUGGCUGGGAUCCUAAUUGAUGCAGCUCGACAAUGGCCAAUAAAUUCCUUUCAAGAUUUUCUUAGGUUAGGUAAUUAUUGGAUGGAUACUGCAUUACAUAUAGCAGUUACUAGGAAAAACGUGGAUGUUGUUAAGUUAUUAGUAGAGGCCGAUCCAAGUGAUACACAUACACACAACAAAGCAGGUGAAACACCAAUGUACAUAGCUGUGAAAGCAGGGUUCAACGAUAUAGCUGAAAUAAUCUCUACAACUUGCUCAGCUCCAUAUUUGUACGGACGUUAUGGUAGUAGUGCUGUGCUUAUUAAGAAUGUCGACCACGCUGACAGCUCUGGUGGAACCCUGUAUGAAAUUAUGAAUAAAGAUGCUCUGUAUGUGGCUGCCAUUGCCGGAAAUGCUGGUGCAAGAGCUGCACUAGAGAUGCAAGCAGAUAAGGUGGACAAUGUGCAACCUAUCCUUCAAGUUGAAUCAAGUGAAGGAAAUACAGAACAUGUGAGAUUCAUUUUGAGUGAGUUUGCAAACAAAAAUCUUUUGACCAAGCUUAAUUCAAUUAAUGAGACUGCACUGCACUGGGCAGCAUAUAAAGGACACACUGAAGUGGCUGAGAUCCUCAUUGAUGCAGCUUCACGUUUGCCUCCUUCAGAUGAUGAUAGUCAAGUUACUUCUUCUCAAGCUUUCCUUAGGCAAGCUGAUAAACAUUUAAGAACUGCGUUACAUAAUGCAGUUAUGAAGGAUAAUGUGGCCAUUGUUAAGCUAUUACUCGAGGCGGAUCCAAGUGAUACACAUUCAAAAAAUGAUUGGCAUUUCACACUUAAGGGUCAUUAAGCCAUAUAUAGUAAUCAAGCAACACUACUACAAAUUUGCUAAUACACAUCAGUUAAAAACUGAUGUCCCAGAGAAUUGUAACUGAUGUUACUGUGGGCGAUGUUAAAGGUACCUAUUUUUAACAUCAGUUAAUAACUGAUGUCUAUUGUCGGAUUUAACAUCGGUUUUGUACACCCAAAUGAUGUAUAUUAUACUCUUUGAC